This is a messenger RNA of Paramecium pentaurelia, 365 nucleotides long. The record is from the annotation of a GenBank genome assembly. Lineage: Eukaryota; Ciliophora; Oligohymenophorea; Peniculida; Parameciidae.
AUGUCUUAAUUUAAGAAGUUGGGAGGCAUAAAUUUAGUUGAAUCAAAAUAGGAAGUAGAAUUUCUAUUAAAAUAUGAUAUUGGUUUUGAAGAUGUAGAUUAAAUCAAUGAUGAAUAAAGUGAUUAUCUUAAUAUAUUUAGAAAUGAAAAGAAUGGCAGAAUUACUUUAAUAAAGAAAUACUAAUGCAAUCAAUCCAAAAUUAAUAUUUGUACAAAUAUAGAAUUACUUUGAAGAAUUUGAAUCAUCCUUUUAGACAAUGUAUAAUUUAGCACCUUCUUAAACAAGUAAUUUGUUGAAGUAAUUUUUAAGUAUUUAUAUUGUUAAUAGGAGGACACUAACAAUAAUUUCUGUUUAUUAUAUAAUGA